Molecule: messenger RNA, 2685 nt
Organism: Manduca sexta (tobacco hornworm)
Lineage: Eukaryota; Metazoa; Arthropoda; Insecta; Lepidoptera; Sphingidae
Product: GPALPP motifs-containing protein 1
Exons: 6
Coding region: 252-2156 (634 amino acids)
Source: RefSeq, a predicted model, not a curated record
GGCAAUACAGGCGAUCGCGCUCAAGCUUUGCGCUCAAGUGUUUGGGUUCGUAAUAGGCAUUUACAAUAUUGUUUUUGGUUAUUUUCCAAAAAUGAUUAACUUAUUACAAAAGUGUUCUUAAUAAUUAAUUUUAGACAAGCUCAUAAGUCUAAAGAUAUUACCUUAGUGCCCACAAAGUGAAGGCACUGUUUACCGUAACAUCGAAGCAUCAUCGUGUUCAACGGGUCGAUUCAUUGUCCUCAGGUGCUAUAAUGCUAUCAGAUGACACAAGCAGUGAUUCAGAGACAGGCAGAUUUAAAUGCAAAUCAAAACCUGAAGAGGACAAAAAAUCUGAUCAAAAACAAGACUUGCGAAGUUUAGGGCGUAGUAGACGCGCUGAAAAUGAGAGAGCUCAUAGAGGGAGUGAUAGGCGUAGAGAUGAUAGAGAUAAUCUCCAUAGAGAUAGAUUCAGACAUUCUAGACAUUCUCCGGGUAAUAGAAGACGGCGUUCGAGAGAAGGGAGUCCUGUUAGGAGAAGGUCUCACGAAAGAAGACUAUCACGAGGUAGGAGCCCUGGUAGGCGAUCUCAUGAAAGACAUAGAGCUAAUAGAGAUUCUGGAAUGAAAUCUAAAAUUCCGAAUCAUAGGAGCAGCAGUAACGAUAGACAUAGACAUUCUAGAUCUAGGUCUCAUUUAAGAACUGCAGAUCACAGAAGAGAUUUAAAGGAUGAAGUCAAACAUAAUAUUCCUGAGGUUUCAUCUAAUAAGUUUAAUAGAAAGACAAGAGAAAGUAUAUCUUUGUCCCCUGAUCCUAAGGGUAAGAAAUCUGAAAUAUAUAAGCCUUCCACUCCAACAAAAAGAAAAAGUGAUAGUCCUGUAAUUGUUGUAGAAGAAGUUCAAGAAAGUAGUGAUUCUGAAGAAGUGCAACCUGGUUCAUACUAUAACAUGAUACCUGCAGUUGUAAAAGAAAAAUCAGAGGAAUCAAGUGAAAUUGAUUCUUCUGAUGAUGAAAAACUUAGGGCGAAGCUUUUAAACUUAGAAAAAAAACUUAAUAAAACCAAAAAAAAGAAGCACAGAAAGAAACAUAAAAGAAAAAGUUCCAAGUCUAAAGAAAGAGAGCAUGAUGGGUCAUUAUCGGUAGAAGUAAGCAGUACAACAGACAUUAAGGAUAAGAACAACCCAGAGAGUCCCAGCACAGAACCAGCACCUGAGGUAACGUCUACUCAAAAAACGACAAGUAAAGAAAGCAGCGAAGAAGGAGAGAUUUUGAGUGAUGAAGAUUCACAAAAAGAAGUAGAAAUAGACGCUUCAGAUCUAAGACAUAAAUUGAAACAAUCUCGACUAGCUGGUUCUGAUGAGAAAAUGGACGUAUGUGGACCAGCGCUUCCGCCGCAUUUGCAAGGACGCUAUGAAAAAAAUAAUUCACUAAACAUGGAAGGCCCGGCUUUGCCACCGCGUCUUCAAAGUGGAUCCAGAAAUAUCGGACCAUCCAUUUCCAACGACAUGCGGAAGAUUUUGGCAGAAAAAGAACGCGAAAUUAUAAAAUACGAAUCUUCCGAUGAAGAUUAUAACAUGGGCCCAUUACCAGAAGGUGCUGAGGGCAAAUGGUCCAAUGCUCAUAAACGUCUUGAACAGAGAGCUAUGGCUAUAAAAAUAAGACAACUUGAAGGGCAUGGUGUACAAGGUCCUGAAGUAAAAUCUAGAGAAAAGUGGAUGUUGGAAUUACCGGAAGCGAAAGCAAAAUAUUUGGGGUUGGAGGCUCGCACUUUUAGAGCAAAAGAAGGACCUGAUAUGUCAGACAGAUCUAGCUGGACUGAUACUCCUGAAGAUAAAGCUAAAAAAGCUGCAGGUCAAGUGAUCGAAGAUCCCGAUGUGAUAAUGAAACGAGAGGCAAAAGCACGUCAAAUUGCUGACAGAGACACUGAACAAGAAGAAGCUGUAAAGAAACAUAAAAAGAAACAUAAGAGAGAAGAAAGUCUGCUUGAACUGCACCAGAAAAAGUUGAAAAAGAAGAAAAAGAAAGAAGAUAAGGAGGACGGUAAAAAGGAACGUCGACCUUUUAGCCGUGAAGUAGAUAUGCAAGUGAAUCGCUUUGAUGAAGCGCAAAAGAAAUCCAUUAUUAAAAAGGCCCAAGACUUAGAUGGAAGAUUUUCGAAAGGUGAAGCGAAAUAUUUGUAAGAGCAACAUUGUUUAUUUUUGGCCUAUUUCUAUAAACGAUCUUAAUCACUAUAUUCAGAUCGAUCGCGAAUGUAGACCAAUCAGAAUAAAAUUUGUUAGAAAUGGUCACUGAUGAAAUAUUUUGAUUAGUUUAUUUUCGACGUCGCUCCGAUAAUGGUGGUAGGGGUCGUCUGUUGAUUUCCACCGUUACUAAAAUUUGGUUUGCAAUAGUGCACUACACGUGUGAUUUAUAGACCAAUAAAAUAGAUUUUUAUAUGUAAUAGUAAAAUGUUCCAAAUACACCUUCGCGUUUUCCUUUUUUGUAUAUAAUUUUACAAACAAUAUAGCAAGGUCUAGAAGAUAAAGAGAUUCGAUUAUGUUUAAAUUAUGAGUUACAGAAUUCGUCGGACAAUUUCUAUUGUUAUUUAUGAAAUAAGUUGUUACGACCAUACCAGCACUGGACUGUUACGCGUUAAACAAGAUCAUUAACUAUUUUAUACAGGUUUUAUUGAAGGAAUGUACAAAACAUACAUAAAGUUAUAGUCGUAAA